Messenger RNA from Venturia canescens, 1420 nucleotides. RefSeq lists its product as uncharacterized. The record is from RefSeq and is a predicted model, not a curated record. Bases 326 to 1225 code for a protein of 299 amino acids. The transcript is spliced from 4 exons. NCBI's taxonomy places the organism in Eukaryota, Metazoa, Arthropoda, Insecta, Hymenoptera, Ichneumonidae.
GUCUCUCGGCGUUCUCUACACGUUCGUUGUUUAACGAAGUUUGAAAUUCAUCACCGUCAUCGUUGCUUCUAUUUUCGUUUCUUCGUGUUCAUAAUUAAAAGCAAUAAUGUACUUGAUUAUGUCGAGAGUGUUCGUUCCUCAGUUACACUAGCAACUUUAUCUUCGUAUCUCCAUUUUUUAACGACCUACGUACUUUCUCAGUGCGGAAAAAAAUAGUGGCGUCGUCGUUCUAGGUCUCGGUCUGGGUCACGUUUAAUCGGAACGCAGAAACUUGAGAUAGUUUGCUCCCGGGAUCGUCGAGAGCUCGACGAAGCGACAUUCACAAAUGUCUCGUUCAGCCAAAGACAAGCAAUCCUUGGGACGAAGACACGAUGACGAAAGUGAGCCGUUCAUCGUGGAGGAAAUAUCCGGCAGUCCGAAAAUCAGAGGAAGACGAAAAAUAAGUCAAGAGGAAACUUUCGUCAUUGAAAAUAUCCCACGAAGUCCCGUCGCCAGAGGAAGAAGAAUAAAUUCCGAAGAGGAGAGUCUAUUGGUCCGUGAAAUGUCUGGAAGUCCUGUCAUGAGAGGAAGAGGGUCAAGAACGACGACGACCGAAGGAAGAUCAACUUCGGACGCUGUCGAUUCGACCAGAGACGCCCCAAUCUGGACCUCGAAUUCCGAUAAUAUCGCUAGAUCAGCGACGACCCCGACAGCGCCGACGAUCGACGACACUCAAAAUAGCCGACGCAACGACCUACCCACGCAUGAGGAUGCACCACCUUCUUACGAAUCCUCCAUACCGCCGAGCCACAUCGGAUGGGCUUCCGAUGUUACAAACCAAAUACCAUUUCCCAUGCCCCAUUCCGAGGGCAACGAUGAGCCUAAAGUGCCAUUUCAAUCACGACCAAACUGCCCUUAUCCUUUGAUGGAACUUUCACCUUUACCUAAAUCUUACCUCUCGUUGGAACGAUCUAGCUCGAGAUCGCCAUCACAGAGCCCAAGUCCAAAUACGUUGAGGCCGCUUUAUACGCAGCACACGAGAGCAGCGUAUCUUUCAAGGCCAGCGGCGAGGCCUCAGUACAGGUACGGGAAUGAAUUUGAGAACGAAACGAUAGAUCCUUUGAAGGUGAACGAAGAGCCGUACAAACACGGAGGAACGGUCGUGGCUAUUUUUUUCGUAGUUUUUAUGAUCUGUUUGGCAAUAAUCGUCACAUUUGUUGCCAGACACAGAGGUCGUGGAGGAUGAAUAAGGAUUCAUUAAAUCAAUGGAAUGAAAUGAAAAUGUUUACGAAAUAUGAAGAUAAACUAGUUUCGAUGGAACCAAAAAGUUUCAUGUUUUUCGUACGAUCACGUGUUCUCUUUUUUAAGAAUCUCUUUGUAAAUUUGCACUGAUAAGUUUUUUUUUUAUAAAUACACUUUUGAAAAAAAAAAAAAUUCAAAU